Messenger RNA from Vitis vinifera (wine grape), 5615 nucleotides. Its product is annotated as putative disease resistance protein RGA4. The transcript has 8 exons. Gene Ontology annotation, molecular function: ADP binding; protein binding. Bases 87 to 3872 code for a protein of 1261 amino acids. Lineage: Eukaryota; Viridiplantae; Streptophyta; Magnoliopsida; Vitales; Vitaceae. The record is from RefSeq and is a predicted model, not a curated record. Gene Ontology annotation, biological process: defense response to other organism.
UUUCCUAUUCUCUCACAAUUCCCUCAGCUUCUCAUCUUGUACGUGCUGUAUUUUCUUGGCUUUCUGCAACUUUGAGUUGUUCCAAAAUGGCUGACCAAAUUCCAUUCGGUGUUGUGGAGCACAUUUUGACCAACUUGGGGUCCAAGGCGUUUCAAGAAAUUGGAUCCAUGUAUGGUGUUCCAAAGGAGAUGACCAAGCUCAAUGGGAAACUGGGCACCAUCAAGGCUGUGCUUUUGGAUGCUGAGGAGAAGCAGCAGCAGCAGAGCAAUCGUGCAGUCAAAGAUUGGGUCCGGAGGUUCAGAGGUGUUGUUUAUGACGCAGAUGACUUGCUGGAUGACUAUGCAACCCAUUAUCUUCAGCGAGGAGGAUUGGCAAGGCAGGUCAGUGACUUCUUCUCAUCUGAAAAUCAAGUUGCUUUUCGUUUUAAGAUGAGUCAUAGACUCAAGGAUAUCAAAGAAAGGAUAGAUGAUAUUGCAAAAGAAAUCCCCAUGUUAAAUCUGACUCCACGGGACAUAGUACUACACACACGGGUGGAGAAUAGUGGGAGAGACACCCAUUCAUUCGUGUUAAAAUCUGAAAUGGUAGGAAGAGAAGAAAACAAAGAGGAGAUAAUAGGGAAGUUGUUGUCGUCCAACGGUGAAGAAAAGCUUUCGGUUGUUGCCAUUGUAGGCAUUGGGGGGUUGGGUAAGACCACCCUUGCUCAAUUGGUAUACAAUGAUGAAAGAGUGGUCAAUCAUUUUGAGUUUAAGAUAUGGGCUUGCAUUUCUGAUGAUUCUGGUGAUGGUUUUGAUGUUAAUAUGUGGAUCAAAAAAAUUUUAAAAUCUCUGAAUGAUGGGGGUGCUGAAAGUCUGGAGACUAUGAAAACUAAGCUUCAUGAAAAAAUAAGUCAAAAGAGGUACUUGCUAGUCCUCGAUGAUGUUUGGAAUCAAAAUCCUCAACAAUGGGAUCACGUGAGAACUUUAUUAAUGGUUGGUGCUAUAGGUAGUAAACUUGUAGUAACCACCAGAAAACCUAGAGUUGCAUCACUCAUGGGAGAUAAUUUUCCAAUUAAUUUGAAAGGUCUUGAUGAAAACGAUUCUUGGAGGUUGUUUUCAAAAAUCGCAUUUAAAGAUGGAGAGGAGGAUGUGCAUACAAACAUCACCCAAAUUGGAAAAGAAAUUGCAAAAAUGUGUAAGGGAGUUCCUCUCAUUAUUAAGUCUUUAGCAAUGAUAUUGCGGUCUAAAAGAGAACCGGGGCAGUGGUUGUCUAUUAGAAACAAUAAAAAUUUGCUGUCACUCGGAGAUGAAAAUGAGAAUGUUGUAGGGGUGCUGAAAUUAAGUUAUGAUAAUUUGCCAACUCAUUUGAGACAAUGUUUUACAUAUUGUGCUCUAUUUCCAAAAGACUAUGAGAUUGAGAAAAAGUUGGUGGUACAACUAUGGAUAGCACAAGGUUAUAUUCAAUCUUCAAAUGAUAAUAAUGAGCAAUUAGAGGAUAUAGGGGAUCAAUAUUUUGAGGAAUUAUUGUCAAGGUCAUUGUUGGAAGAGGUUGAAGAUGAUUUUAAUGAUACAUUAAGUUGUAAAAUGCAUGACCUUAUACAUGAUCUUGCACAAUCAAUUGUAGGAUCUGAUAUCCUUGUUUUAAGAAGUGAUGUAAAUAACAUUCCAGAAGAAGCUCGUCAUGUAUCAUUGUUUGAAGAGAGAAAUCCUAUGAUAAAGGCUCUAAAGGGAAAAUCCAUAAGAACCUUUCUUUGUAAAUAUUCUUAUAAAAAUAGUACAAUUGUAAAUUCAUUUUUUCCGAGUUUUAUGUGUCUACGUGCAUUGAGUUUUAGUGGUAUGGGUGUAGAGAAGGUGCCAAAGUGUUUGGGCAGAUUGAGUCAUUUAAGGUAUCUUGAUCUUUCCUACAAUGAUUUUAAGAUACUUCCAAAUGCUAUUACAGGGUUAAAGAAUUUGCAAACACUAAAACUCACAAGAUGUUGGAGUUUAAAAAGAAUUCCAGACAACAUAGAAGAAUUGAUCAAUCUUAGGCACUUGGAGAAUAAUGGAUGUUUUGACUGGACUCAUAUGCCACAUGGAAUCGGCAAGUUGACUUUACUUCAAAGUCUACCAUUGUUUGUGGUUGGGAAUGAUAUAGGGCGGUUAAGGAAUCACAAAAUUGGUAGCUUGAGUGAAUUGAAAGGCCUUAACCAACUAAGAGGAGGGUUAUGCAUAAGUAAUCUUCAAAACGUGAGGGAUGUUGAACUGGUAUCCAGGGGGGAAAUUUUGAAAGGAAAACAAUAUCUUCAGUCCUUGAGAUUGGAAUGGAAACGGUUGGGCCAAGGUGGGGGGGAUGAGGGUGAUAAGUCAGUGAUGGAAGGCCUUCAACCACACCAACACCUAAAGGAUAUCUUUAUAGAAGGUUAUGGAGGUACGGAGUUUCCAAGUUGGAUGAUGAAUGAUGGGUUGGGUUCCCUGCUUCCCUACCUAAUUAAAAUUGAAAUUUCGAGAUGUUCAAGAUGCAAAAUUCUGCCACCCUUUUCUCAACUCCCUUCUCUCAAGUCUUUGAAGCUUGAUGAUAUGAAAGAAGCGGUGGAGUUAAAGGAGGGUUCAUUAACAACGCCACUCUUCCCAUCUCUUGAAUCGCUCGAACUCUCUGACAUGCCAAAGUUGAAGGAAUUGUGGAGGAUGGACUUACUAGCAGAGGAAGGUCCUUCAUUUUCUCAUCUUUCUCAAUUAGAGAUCAGAAAUUGUCAUAACUUGGCAUCCUUGGAACUGCAUUCAUCUCCUUGUCUUUCUCAAUUAGAGAUCAUCGAUUGCCCUAGCUUCUUAUCCUUGGAACUGCAUUCAUCUCCUUGUCUUUCUCAAUUAAAGAUCAGCUAUUGCCAUAACUUGGCAUCCUUGGAACUGCAUUCAUCUCCUUAUCUUUCUCAAUUAGAGGUCAGAUAUUGCCAUAACUUGGCAUCCUUGGAACUGCAUUCAUCUCCUUGUCUUUCAAAAUUAGAGAUCGGAAAUUGCCAUGACUUGGCAUCCUUGGAACUGCAUUCAUCUCCUUGUCUUUCAAAAUUAGAGAUCAUAUAUUGCCAUAACUUGGCAUCCUUGGAACUGCAUUCGUCUCCUUCUCUUUCUCAAUUACAUAUCGGAAGUUGCCCUAACUUGGCAUCCUUCAAAGUGGCUCUUUUACACUCUCUUGAGACACUAUCUCUGUUCACAGUUAGAUAUGGUGUGAUAUGGCAGAUAAUGUCUGUCUCUGCUUCGUUGAAGUCUCUGUAUAUUGAAAGCAUAGAUGAUAUGAUAUCUCUCCCGAAGGAGCUACUUCAACAUGUUUCUGGCUUGGUAACGUUACAGAUCCGUAAGUGCCAUAACUUGGCAUCCUUGGAACUGCAUUCAUCUCCUUGUCUUUCAAAAUUAGAGAUCAUAUAUUGCCAUAACUUGGCAUCCUUCAAUGUGGCUUCAUUACCUCGUCUUGAGGAACUAAGCCUGCGUGGAGUCAGAGCAGAGGUACUGAGGCAGUUCAUGUUUGUCUCUGCUUCUUCUUCAUUGGAGUCUCUGAGUAUAUGCGAGAUUGAUGGUAUGAUAUCUCUCCCAGAGGAGCCGCUUCAAUAUGUUUCCACUCUCGAAACUCUCUACAUUGUUAAGUGCUCUGGUUUGGCAACAUUACUACACUGGAUGGGCAGCCUUUCCUCGCUUACGGAACUUAUUAUUUAUGACUGCUCUGAAUUGACAUCACUGCCAGAAGAGAUCUAUUCCCUUAAAAAACUGCAGACAUUUUAUUUCUGUGAUUAUCCACACCUAGAGGAAAGAUACAACAAGGAAACAGGUAAAGACCGGGCCAAGAUUGCUCAUAUCCCACAUGUUCGUUUCAACAGUGAUUUGGAUAUGUAUCGGAAGAUUGGUAUAUUUGCUGAUGCUGUGCACUAAACUAAUCAUUUUACUUGGAGUUGUACAUUCUAAGAGUUUGAGGAAAUACUGAGGUCUGGUAUGAUAACUCUCAAUCCUUGGAACUGCAUUCAUCUCCUUCUCUUUCUCGAUUAACGAUCCAUGAUUGCCCAAACUUGGCAUCCUUCAAUGUGGCAUCAUUACCUCGUCUUGAGGAACUAAGCCUGCGUGGAGUCAGAGCAGAGGUACUGAGACAGUUCAUGUUUGUCUCUGCUUCUUCUUCAUUGAAGUCUCUGCGUAUACGGGAGAUUGAUGGUAUGAUAUCUCUCCCAGAGCAGCCGCUUCAAUAUGUUUCCACUCUCGAAACUCUCCACAUUGUUAAGUGCUCUGGUUUGGCAACAUCACUACACUGGAUGGGCAGCCUUUCCUCGCUCACGGAACUUAUUAUUUAUGACUGCUCUGAAUUGACAUCACUGCCAGAAGAGAUCUAUUCCCUUAAAAAACUGCAGACAUUUUAUUUCUGUCAUUAUCCACACCUAGAGGAAAGAUACAACAAGGAAACAGGUAAAGACCGGGCCAAGAUUGCUCAUAUCCCACAUGUUAGUUUCAACAGUGAUGCCUAUUUGCAAUGGAGAUGAUAUGAUCCAAACUCAAAUUGAACACUGCUCUUAUUUUGCAACAUUACUGCAUUGGAAAGGCAACUUAAACUCACUUAUAGACCUACCUAUUGGUGACUGCAUUGAAUUGACAUCACCUUGGAAGAGAUGUGUUCCACAUGGAAAAUCUUUCAUUAUAUGCACCUACUUGCAAGAUACCAAAAGGAAACAGGUGAAUACUUGCCCAAGAAUACAGAGGGCCACACUUGGUGAAGGUUUCAUCAGUAAGGAGAACCAUUUCAAAGUUUGUAGAAGAGAAGAAAGAUUUGAUCCAAGAUAUUCCUAAAGAUCGGAAACUUUCAGAGCCACCCAAGAUCCCACAGCCUACCUUAAUAAUUUGGGGAGACCAAGAUAAGGUAUUCCUAGUAGAACUAGCUCACAAAUUGAAAAGGCAUUUCAGGCGAGGAGGCCCAACUUGUGAUCAUAGAGCAUACUUUUAUCAUAGAAAAGCCCAAGGAAAUAUUUAAGCACUUGAAAUCCUUUCUCAUUGAUUUGCUUUCACCUCCUAAGCAACACCUAGAACCACUCCCACCAUGACGAAGUUAAAAGAACUUGGAAUUCAUGGCUACCUUGAAUUGACAUCCCUGUCAAAAGAUAUGUUCCCUCAAAAGCCUGCAAACACUAAACAAUUUGCAUUUGUUCACACUUAGAGGAAAGCUGCUGAAAGGAAAAGUGAAGACUAAGCAAAGAUUGCUCAUAUCCCACAAAUUGAUAUCAUACAUCCAUGAAGAUUGAACUGAUACAAAAUGCCUUUCAGUCUCUAUCUAUUGGAUGCACAGAUGAUAUGAUCCAAACUCAAAUUGAACACUACUCUUGUUUUGCAACAUUACUGCACUCGAAAGGCAACUUCAACUCACUUAUAGACCUUCCUAUUGGUGAUUGCACUGAAUCGACAUCACUUUGGAAGAGAUGUGUUCCACACAUAAAAUCUUUCAUUAUAUGCACCUACUCGCAAGAUACUAAAGGGAAACAUGUGAAUACUUGCCCAAGAAUACAAAGGCCAUACUUGGUGAAGGUUCCGUCAAUAAGGAGAACCAUUUCAAGUAUGGAAUUCUCAUUUCUUCUCAUUUUCUUAUGGCUUCAUUUUUAUUCAAUAUCUAUAUGAAAUUAUUUAUGUUCAUUUUCUUUA